This is a messenger RNA of Humulus lupulus (European hop), 2256 nucleotides long. RefSeq lists its product as uncharacterized. Lineage: Eukaryota; Viridiplantae; Streptophyta; Magnoliopsida; Rosales; Cannabaceae. The transcript has 5 exons. The record is from RefSeq and is a predicted model, not a curated record. Gene Ontology annotation, molecular function: zinc ion binding. The coding region runs from base 1 to 2256 and encodes 751 amino acids.
AUGGAUUAUGAAAGUGAUAUGGAGAACCAAAUACCAGAGGUGGUUGUGCUUUCAGAUUCAGAGGAUGAUAUUGGUGAUGUGAGGGAAGAUACAGUUGAGGAGAACCAAGAACCGGUUCAGAGUGACAGAAAUGGGAAAGGAAAACAAGCUGAUGUGAGGGAAAAUACAGCUGAGGAGAGCAAAGACAAAGUUCAGCGUGACAGAAAAGGGAAAGGAAAGCAAACUGAUGAAGAUUUCAUAUUGGAGGAGGAAGAGUUUGAGCAAGAUGUUGAAGCUAAGAUAGAGAUGGGUACACAGUCUGACCCUAGGAGGUGGUGGCGAUCAGUUUCAGAUUUUUGUGCUCAAAAUGUUGAUGAUGGAGACUUAGAUGGUAUAUGUUAUGAGGAGGAGUUACACGAAAUGAAGUCAGAUGAUGAGUUUGAUGCUGGUAAAAAUUCCAAAGAAUUCAACCCGAAAACCAAAAUGCAAAACUUCCAAUUUGUUCUUGGCAUGGAAUUUGCCACUGUUACAAUUUUAAGGAAUGCAAUAAGGGAGUACUUUAUUGAAGGUGAUCGAGAAUAUGUAUUUAUUGCCAAUGAUUCAAAUAGAGUUAGAGUUAAGUGCAAGGGUGCAAACUCUGAAUGGAUGUUGUUUGCUUCAAUAGUUAACAAGACAGAUGGCAAGACAAUGAGGGUCAAAACACUUGUUGACAAGCAUAGUUGUGGCAUUGUUUUGGACAAUAAAAAGCUGACCUCAACUUGGCUUGCAAAGCACUUUUUGGAGCAAUUUAGGCUAAAUCCGAGUAUGGAAUACAAUGCAUUUAGGGAGAUAACUGCAAAGACCAAGUACUCACGUGUGUCUAGCUGGACAUUUUACAGAGCCAAGACAAAAGCAAGGAAGAUGUUGGAAGGGUAUAUCAAGGAACAAUACGCCAUUCUUGAUGAUUACUGUAAAAGGUUGUUGGCUACCAAUCCUGGCUCUACUGUGAAGUUGAAAACUUAUUUGGUUAAUGGGAGAAGGACAUUUCAGCGUAUUUAUAUUUGUCUUAAGGCAUGUAGAGAUGGCUGGUUGGGGGGUUGCAGACCUCUAAUUGGUCUUGAUGGCUGCUUUUUAAAAGGAUAUUGUAGGGGCAUUUUAUUGGCUACAGUAGGCAUUGAUGGUAAUAACUCCAUGUUUCCCAUUGCCUAUUGUGUUGCUGAAAAGGAAAACACUGAGUUUUGGACUUGGUUCUUGGAGCUAUUGAAGGAAGAUCUUGGGAAUUUGAGUCCUACCAAGGUGACAAUGAUGAGUGAUUGUCAAAAAGGAUUAGAAAAUGCAAUGGGAGCCAUCUUUAGUGGGUGUGAGCAGCUAAUACUACAACACAAGCUGAGUUUGGUCGAGCAAUGCAAGAAGUCAAGGAUGUCUCGAAUGGUGCUUACAAUUGGUUGGCAGGGAAGAACACCACAUAAUGGAAAAAUUAGAUUUUGGUUGAUGUCUCGGUUUUAUAACAAAAAAGCUGAGUUGGAGAAGAUGACUCAACCUGUGGGGAAAAGAAUUUUGAAGAUAAUUAAGAAGCAAAAAGAGGUUGCAAAGCAUUGUUUGGUUACUAGGUCUGGCAAGUUUCAGUUUCAGGUUCAAUGCAACAAUGGUGGUGCCUUGGUUGUCGAUUUGGAAUUCAGAACUUGUACAUGUAGGAGGUUUCAACUAUCUGGGCUUCCUUGUGGCCAUGCACUAGCUAUUAUCUGGUUCAUGGGAGGUAAUGUCUUUGAAUAUGUCCACGGAUUCUAUAAAAAAGAAUCAUUGCAAAAAGCAUAUGAACAGAGUGUGCAUCCUAUGCCUAGUCCAGAUAUGUGGCUUCAGACAAGACUCAAUCCAAUCAAUCCACCACCUGAGACAAAGCUGUCUGAAAGACCUAAGAAAGCUAGGAGAAGGGAGACAGAUGAACCUCCACCUGCUUUAAAGAAAGCUCGAAGAACUGGACAAGUUAAAACAUGCAGUAAUUGUCUGAAAACAGGCCACAUGAGAGAAACAUGCAAAUCUGCUAAGGUGGUUGAUAAUCGUGUGGUCAAAAAGCGAGGUCGUCCACCACUGCAGAAACCAACUGAAGCCACACUUUUAAGGAAGGAAAGAAGACUGAAACAACAUACUAAAGGAGGAACUAGUGGUGCAAAGAAUGCUCAAUCCGAUACUGGUCAUGCUGGCCAUGAUAUUGGUCAUGUACAGAUUAGAUACAUUUGGCUUUUUAGGCCUAUAUUUUUGUACCUAUCUCUUAUGGUAAUGAAUGUAACUAGUUGUUGA